Molecule: messenger RNA, 6809 nt
Organism: Closterium sp. NIES-65
Lineage: Eukaryota; Viridiplantae; Streptophyta; Zygnematophyceae; Desmidiales; Closteriaceae
Source: the annotation of a GenBank genome assembly
CUGAAAUGAGGCAAGUCAGUGCUGGCAAGUUGAAGCCAGACGAGCUCGUUCAGUCAGCCCUGCCCCGCAUGCUCCAAGCCUUUUCUCUCGGGCUGCCCUGCCGCAAAAUGUGCGAGGCGGUUACCGCCACCUGCAGCUGCGGCCGACCGGCCACGUUCGGGCAGAUGAUGAAAGACGCGCCUGGCUUCCAGGGCGUGUGUGAGACGUGGUGGGCGGGGGCGGACAAGAACCAGACGACAUGUCGCUGGUGCGAGUCAAAGCAGCGGCCAGAGGACAUGGACGAACAGAUAGUGGCUCAGAUCGCGCAGUCCGUGUCCAGCAUGAUGCAGUUCUGGUGUGCCGCUGGUGCGAGCAAGUACAAGGAUGGGCGGAUAUGCAAUCGCUUAUCGACCCCUACCGCCGAACCUGGUGCCAAGCCUGCCGCUGAACCGGGUGGGAAGGCUGCAGCCGAGCCUGGUUCGGAUGGGCCGGGGUAUUUUAGAGAAGCAGCGCCGGGGGAUUGGGGGUAUAAAGAGUGGUACCGCGGGUGGAAGGUGGGAAGAGGUGAUGAAUGGGAUGAUGGGGGGGAGGUGGAGGGCGAGGAGGUGAGGGGGGGCGAGGGGAGAGGGAGAGGGGAGAAAAGGGGAGGGGCAGAGGGCAGAGGUGGUGCAUGGGAGGGGGGUUCCGCUAGAGGGGGUACGAUGAUGCGAGGGGGGCCGGGAGAAGUUGAGGGUGGUGAGAAGGAAGGAGAGAAGGAAGGAGAGGAGGAGGGAGCGGUGGAGCCAGGAGAUUCCAGGGGUUCUGCUGUUGCAAGCGCAGGCACGACUUCUCCCAGUGCUUCGCGAACCGAACCUUCCACCGAGCCUGGAGAACCGGAGCGGCCACCGGUUUGGGAGAAGAAGGAAUGGCAGGAGAAGGGAGGGGAGCCGAGCUCCGAGUGGCGGUCGGAAAAGCCGGAGGAGCCGGUGGAAGAGGGUGGGGGGAAUGUGUGGUAUCGAGGGCAUGGGGAUGAUUUGCCCAUUCCGCCAAGAGAGGAAAAACGCGGGUCGCCUUUGGUGGCGACGAUUUUUAUUUUCUUUGCGGCUGUGGGAGUGGUGGCAGGGUUGGCGUUUUGGAAGAUGAGGAGGGAGCGGAGGGCGAGGGAUGCUCAACCCAUCCCCGUGCCACGAGUCGCUGACGGCCCGGCAGCACUGGUGGGAGGCGCCGCCAGCUCAGCACAGUCCGCGAUUGGUGGCGCUGCGAUCCCGGUCCAGAAUCUGAUUGGGGGCGCCGCGAGCGCGGCUCAAAACGCAAUUGGCGGCGUCACUGGUGCGGCUCAGGGCGUGAUUGGCUCUGCAACCACCGCCGCCCAGACCACGGCCGGCAAUCUUGUGAGGACCGUUGGUGGCGCUCUUAACGGAGUUCAAACCACCGCUGGUGGCGCCGUCAACACACUUCAGGGCAUCGCUGGUGGCGCCUUGAACGGGGUUCAGACCACUGCUAGCAGCGCGCUCAACGCUGUUCAGAGCACUGCUGGGGCCGCGCUGAACGGAGUGCAGACAGCAGCUGCGGGAGCAGCGGGCGCGGCUCAGCGCACCCUCGGAUCUGCCCUCAACACGGUUCAAACCAUCGCCCAAGACCCGCUUGGAGUAGUGCAGAGCACGGCUGGGGGAGCACUUAACGCAGUCCAGACCGCUGCCCGAGACCCACUUCGUACAAUCCAGAGCACUGCUGGUGGCGCACUCAAUGCAGUUCAGACCACGGCUGGGAGCGCCUUGAAUGCCAUCCAGAGCACAGCUGGUGGAGCUGUUGGUGUGUUGCAGACUGCUGCUGGUGGCGCUCUAGGGGCGGUGCAGGGAACAGUUACCAGCCUGGGAAACGCUCUGACUGGCACUGCUCAGCAGCUCGCUACUACUGGUCCCGUUAACACUAUAAGAAACGCUGCUGGCACAGCUGCGAGCAACGUGGGCAGCACUCUGAGCGGGCCUGCUGGGGCGAUUCAGGGAGUGGCUGGCGCUGCUGUGGGCAAUGUUGCGAGUGCGUUGCGCGGGCCUGCUACUGCUGCUGUGAGUGCUCUGAGCGGACCUGCUGGGGCGCUGCAGGCGGUGAUGAUGCGUCAGGGAGGUGUGUUGAGCCGCCCGCUUGAAAGCGUUCAGGGGGCUGUCGCUGGUGCUGCUGGUGCAAGCACCCUUGGGAAUGUCGCUGGGGGCGUGCAGAGCACCCUGGGGAAUGCUGCUGCUGGUGUGCAGAGCACAGUGGGCAAUGUGGCUGGCGGUGUGGAGCAAACUCUGGGGAGCGCCGCUGCUGGUGUGCAGGGCACUCUAGGUAACGCCGCUGGCACUGCUGCUACUACUGCGGGUGCAGGUGCUGGUCCUGGCGUCGUUACUACUGUCCCCGUGGCAGCACGCUCAUCAGCAGAGAGUGAGCCGAGAGAGCCAGGAAGGAGGCUGCAGGGCAGCCCGGCAGGUACAGGCAGCACCGGCUCUGCCGCUAUUCCCACUCCCCUCCCCACCGCCCCCAUUCCCACCAUCCCCACUCCCACCACUCCCGCCACCACCCCUGCUGCGAGCACCAGCGCUGGUCCACUGGGUGCAGUGCAGCAAGCACUCUCUGGCGCCGCCUCCACCCUUCAGGGCGUUGCCUCUGGCGCCGCCUCUACUCUUCAGGGCAUCACUGGGUCUGCCGCCCAGCAGAUCACGUCUGCUGCGGGCGGCGUGCAGAGCACUCUCGGGAACGUCGCUAACGUUGCGCAGCAAACUCUGGGCAGUGCUGCCGGUGCUGUGCAGGGCACGCUUGGGAAUGUGGUUGGGGGAGUGCAGCAGACGCUGAGCAAUCCGGUGGGAUCCAUCCAGGGCGCAGCUGCUGGUGCUGCUCGCGGGGUGCAAAACGCCGCUGCAAACGUGCAGAGCACUCUCGGCAACGUUGCUGGGGGAGUGCAGCAGACUCUGGGUAAUGCCACUGGGGGCGUGGCUAAUGUGGCGCGUGCGGCAGGAGGGACUGUCUCUGGAGCUGCUACCAGUGCACAAGCAGCACUCUCCGGACAGCUCUCUGCUGCCCGGAACGCCCUGUCUGGCCCGGUUUCCGCAGUGCAGGGAGCGCUGUCAGUCCCGGCUGGUGCCAUCCAAAGCGCUGCCACCGGCGCGCAGGCAGCAGUUUCCGGUCAGCUCUCUUCAGCCCAGAACGCCCUGUUUGGCCCGGUUUCGACUGUUCAAAACGCACUGUCAGGGCCUCUUUCCACGGUGCAGGGGGCAGCAGCAGGGGCAGUGAGGGGCGUGCAGGGAGCGGUGUCAGUCCCUGCAGGCGCCAUCCAAAGCGCUGCCAGUGGCAUGCAGGGUGCAGUGCAGGGAACAGUCCAGGGGGUUCAGGCCGUUGUGCAGGGAGCCGUGCAAGGGGCGCAGGGCGCCGUGCAAGGGGCGCAGGGCGCCGUGCAAGGGGCGCAGGGCACAGUGCAAGGGGCGCAGGGCACCGUGCAAGGGGCGCAGGGCACAGUGCAAGGGGCGCAGGGCGCCGUGCAAGGGGCUCAGGGCACAGUGCAAGGGGCUCAGGGCGCCGUGCAAGGGGCUCAGGGCGCCGUGCAAGGGGCUCAGGGCGCCGUGCAAGGGGCGCAGGGCGCCGUGCAAGGGGCUCAGGGCACAGUGCAAGGGGCGCAGGGCGCCGUGCAAGGGGCGCAGGGCACAGUGCAAGGGGCGCAGGGCACCGUGCCAAGCGCUGCCUCUCUGCCCACAGCUGCCUCUCAGCUUCCUGCCGCUGCCGGCACUGCUGCUGCGGCUGCCACCGGUCCACUGGGUGCUGUGCAGCAGGCGCUCUCUGGUGCAGCCUCCACCCUUCAGGGCGUUUCCGGGUCUGCCGCCCAGCAGAUCACGUCUGCCGCCCAGCAGAUCACGUCUGCCGCCCAGUCGCUCACAGGCACCGUCCAGGGCGCAGCUGCUGGCGCUGCUGGCGGGUUGCAGAAUGCCGCUCGCACUGUGCAGAGCACUCUGGGCAGUGCGGCUGGGGGUAUGCAGCAGACUUUGGGCAGUAUCGCCGGGGGGGUGCAGCAAACUCUGGGUAAUGUCGCCACCGGCGCACAAGCAGCACUUUCCGGACAGCUCUCCGCAGCCCAGACCGCCCUGUCAGGCCCGGUUUCCACGGUGCAGGGCGCAGCAGCAGGUGCUUUGAGGGGUGUGCAGGGUGCGCUGUCAGUGCCUGCUGGGGCGAUUCAAAGCGCUGCUACCGGUGCACAAGCAGCACUCUCCGGCCCGCUGUCUGCAGUGCAAAGCACUCUGUCAGGGCCACUUUCCACGGUUCAGAAUGCAGCAGCAGGGGCAGUGAGGGGCGUGCAAGGAGCGGUGUCAGUCCCUGCUGGCGCGAUCCAAGGGGCGGUUAGUGGCGUGCAGAGCACCCUGCAGGGAUCCAUGCAAGGCGCACAGGGCGCGGUGCAAAACGCUGCCCCACUGCCCACAGCUGCCACUCAGCUUCCUGCUGCUGCCGGCACUGCUGGCAAUGCUGCUGCUGCUGCUGCUGGUGCUGCUGAUACAGUCCCUGUGGCAGCACGCUCGUCAGCAGAGAGUGAGCCUAGUCAGCCGGGAAGGAGGCUGCAGGACAGCCCGGCAGGUACAGGUAGCAGCACUGGCUCUACCGCAACAACCCACAGCAGCCCCACUUCAACCACCCCCACCACCCCCACCGGUCCACUGGGGGGCGUGCAGCAGGCGCUCUCUGGCGCUGCUUCCACCCUUCAAGGCGUUGCCUCUGGUGCUGCCACCACCCUGCAAGGCGUUGCCUCUGGUGCUGCCACCACCCUGCAAGGCGUUGCCUCUGGUGCUGCCACCACCCUGCAAGGCGUUGCCUCUGGUGCCACCACCACUCUCUCUCGAACCACCACUGGCGCUCAGUCCCUCGCUGCCUCUGCCGCCCAGUCCCUCCCCGGCACAAUCCAGUCCGCAGCAGGGUCGGUGCAGGCAGCAGCGGGGGCGGCAGUAGGAGCAGCAACAGGGACUCUGAACCGGGUAGGGGAUGCACUCACACUCCCCCUGCGCCAGGCUGUAACGGCUGUAGCACAGCCUCUUGUAGGGGCAGCCCAGGUUUUAGCGCAGCCCUUGGGAGCGGCUGUAGCGAGCGCUGUGCAGCCGGCUGUAGCAGCUCUGCAGGCGGGGGUUCAGGGGGUUGGGGCAGGCGUUUCAGGGGUUGCUGGAGGGGUUGGGAGUGUAAUGCAGGCAGCAGGGGCAGGCGUGCAGAACGUAGGGAGAGGGGUGGUGGUAGGAGUGCAGAGCGCAGGGGCAGCAGUGGGGGAGAGGGUGCAGAGCCUUGGAGCGGCAGCAGCAGGGGGGGUGCAGAGCCUAGGAGGGAAUAUGACUGGGGCGGCAGCAGGGGCGGCAGAGGCGCUAGGCAGGACUGCUAGUGGUCUGGGCGCCGGGCUAGGGAACACCGCAGCUGGAGUUCAAGGGAGUAUUGGCCAGGCGCUCGGGGGAAUUACCCGGGCGGUUCAGGGCGGGCCCGGGAAUCUCGGGCAGGCGGUGGGGCAACUUACCCAGGGAAUUCAGGGCGGACCGGCAGUGCUAGGGGGUGUGCUGACCCGGGCGGCAGACGCGGUUACUGCAGCAGUGGGAGGGGCGGCAGGGGCGGCGGGGAAUGCUGUGACUGUAGCGGUGGAUGCUGCUAGUGGCACGAUUCGAUACAGCAUUGAGGGGAUUGGGAAUGCGUCAGAGCUGGUCUCUGCUGGGAUCUACCAGGCUGCUGGGACGGCAGGAGGAGCUGCCAGGUCAGCAGGAACCCAGGUGGUGAGCCUGUUCAACCAGGUCAACCCAGUCAACGCCCUGUCAGCAGCGGGCGGCGCACUCACAGGCACAGUAGCCGCCACGCCCAGCGCCAUCGCCAGCCUGCUGCAGAACCCAGCAGGCUUUGUCCUGCAGGCCACAACCAGGGGAGGUGCAUCUGCUGCUGCUGGCACCAACAGUUCUGCUUCUGGGGCCACCGAGACCCGUGUGGCGCCACUGAGUAUCCUCGCGCCACUUCUUCCAUCGACAAUCACCACCACUCCUCUCCCCGCUGCUGCCUCCGCGGCUCCUCGGCUCGGUGUUCGACGUCAAGCGUCUUCCUCCCCAACCACCACCACCCCCUCCACUACCUCUACCAUCAACCCCUCCUCUGUCUUCUCCUCCUUCCCUUCUUCCUUCCCAUCAUCCUUCCCCUCCUCUGUCCCUUCAACCCUCCCAUCCUCCCUCCCCUCCUCCCUCCCCUCCUCCGUCCCAACCUCCACUCCCUCCUCCCUCUCCUCCACUCUCGCCAACCUCCCCACCAACACCCCCACCACCUUCCCCACCUCCAACCCCCUUCCCGCAAACACCCCUCUCCCCGGAGGCUCCACACAAUCCUCUUCUGCUCCUGGCAUGCUGCUGGGCAUGGCUGGUGACACGGUAACCAAUGCCGCACUGCAGCUUCUGCGGGGAAUCCAGGGGGCCAUGUCUGGCUCUGGUGGUUCCAGCAGUAGAGGCGGUAGCAGCAGUGGUACCAGUGGUAACGCAGGGUUUUCAAGUGGUAACACUGGGUUUCCUAGUGGUACGACUGGAUCUGCCUUCCCUGCAGCUUCUCAAGGAGGUUCUUCUGGGGGAGGUAUUGACUGGGCUGCUGCGUUGCCGCUACUUCAAACCCUUGUCCAGCAAGCCACAGGCGGCGGUGGUAGUAACGCUGUUAGCCGUGGAAACAAUGAUGGUACACUGAAUGUGGAUUUGAACGCGUUGUUGCCCGUGGUGGAAGCUCUUAUGGGGUUGGAGACAGGGGGUGCAGUUGGAGGGAAUGCAAACCAGCUGGACCUUGGGAUGCUGAUGAAUCUGGCCGGGGCCCUUGGCGGUGCCGUGCUUGGUAAUCCAUGA